GAGCUGACUCCUGAGUCUCUUCCUUCUCAACGGAAGCUGAGAGGCCGAGAGCUGAGACUUCACUCCAACCAAGGCCAUCUCUUCCAUCUCCGAAACCCUAACCCGCCUUCCGUACAGUUCCGGCUCGUCCGAGUUUGAGUGAUGGCGAGCAAUCCCUCGGAAGCUCCAGCGGACGAUUUUCUCGAGCAAAUCCUCGGAAUUCCCACCUACCCCGCAGCUGACCCUAAUUUGGCUGCUAAUGACGUGAAUUUGGCCGCUCCUAUGGUGCUUCAGCUCGGCUCCGGCGAAGGCUCUGGCCACAUCGCCGGCGGGUACCAGGGAACCAUGUUUCCGUUAGGGUUGAGGUUGGAGCAGGGAAAGAGCAGCUUUCUGAAGCCCGAAGACGCGUCUGGCAGUGGCAAGCGCUUUCGUGAGGAGGUUAUUGAUGGUAGAGCUUCUACCGUGAAAAAUGCUUUCCAUGGUCAACCAAUGCAGGCUACCGUUGCUGCAGCACCACAUCCUCCUGCAAUUCGCCCAAGGGUGCGGGCGAGACGUGGACAGGCCACAGAUCCACACAGCAUUGCUGAGCGGUUACGCAGAGAAAGAAUAGCAGAGAGAAUUAGAGCACUGCAGGAACUAGUUCCUAGUGUCAACAAGACGGAUAGAGCUGCAAUGCUUGAUGAAAUUGUGGAUUAUGUGAAAUUCCUAAGGCUCCAAGUAAAGGUCUUGAGCAUGAGUAGAUUGGGCGGAGCUGGUGCAGUUGCACCACUUGUAACAGACAUUCCAUUAGCAUCAGUCGAGGAAGAAGCAAGUGAAGGGGGAAGAAAUGAACCGGCAUGGGAGAAAUGGUCAAACGACGGUACAGAACGACAAGUUGCUAAGCUCAUGGAAGAGAAUGUUGGGGCUGCAAUGCAGUUCCUUCAGUCCAAGGCACUCUGCAUCAUGCCCAUCUCUCUCGCUUCAGCCAUUUACCACUCUCAGCAGCCGGACACAACUCCACUGAUCAAGCCCCAGACAAAUCCCCCAUCGUAAAACCUCUCCCCACUCCCAAAAAAAAAAAAAAAGGUAACACAUCUCAUUACCCCGUCCAAAUUUUCUCUAAAUGCGCCAUUGGCCCCACAACAUAAUCGCAUAGCCAGUCACUCCCUCUUAAUUGCAAUCGAAGUCAGAUGCCAUAGUCCCCAACUUUUUUUUUGUUACCUUUAUAUCAGCUUUGUCAAAACAGGGUUUGAUGUUAUGCUCUUAAAAAAAAAAAAUGCAUAUCACACCCUUAACGUCUUGUUUGAGUUGGAGUAAAAGGGAGAAUUUUCAAAGCUCCAAUAGAUUGAUGUGGUCUUCCUUUUUGUAUCAGCCAGUGGGGGGAGUAGUGGUGGAUGAGGAAAGCACUUUUGUAGUGGGGGGUGUGGUCUCAAAGACUCAAAAUAUUUUGGUAGUGGGUGGUGGGACCUUGUAAAAGGGAUAGAUGGAUAGAUAGGUAGAUUGUUAAUGUUUUUAAUAUGUUUAUGAAAUUGUAAUGUAUCUUGAGAGCGAAUGAAAUGCAGAUUGUGGGAAGA
Molecule: messenger RNA, 1532 nt
Organism: Vitis vinifera (wine grape)
Lineage: Eukaryota; Viridiplantae; Streptophyta; Magnoliopsida; Vitales; Vitaceae
Product: transcription factor UNE12
Exons: 6
Coding region: 142-1011 (289 amino acids)
Biological process (GO): regulation of transcription by RNA polymerase II
Cellular component (GO): nucleus
Molecular function (GO): RNA polymerase II cis-regulatory region sequence-specific DNA binding; protein dimerization activity; DNA-binding transcription factor activity, RNA polymerase II-specific
Source: RefSeq, a predicted model, not a curated record